Myotis lucifugus (little brown bat) is the source of this 507-nucleotide messenger RNA. RefSeq names its product histone H3.3-like. Gene Ontology annotation, molecular function: protein heterodimerization activity; DNA binding; structural constituent of chromatin. Bases 97 to 507 code for a protein of 136 amino acids. Lineage: Eukaryota; Metazoa; Chordata; Mammalia; Chiroptera; Vespertilionidae. The transcript has a single exon. Gene Ontology annotation, cellular component: nucleosome. The record is from RefSeq and is a predicted model, not a curated record.
UAGCUCCUGGGUUGCGGCUCUUGUUUAGGCAGCGGGAGCGGCAUCACGGACUAAGAAGCGGCCUAAGACUUCGACUUCGGAGUUGAGUGAAAGAAAAUGGCCCGAACCAAGCAGACUGCUCGCAAAUCCGCAGGUGGGAAAGCGCCCCGCAAACAGCUGGCCACUAAAGCUGCCAGGAAAAGCGGCCCCUCUACCGGCGGGGUGAAGAAGCCCCAUCGCUACAGGCCCGGGACCGUCUCGCUUAGAGAAAUCCGCCGUUACCAGAAAUCCACCGAGCUUCUGAUCCGCAAGCUGCCUUUCCAGAGGUUGGUGAGGGAGAUCGCCCAGGAUUUCAGAACCGACCUGAGGUUCCAGAGCGCAGCCAUCGGUGCGCUGCAGGAGGCUAGCGAGGCGUACCUGGUGGGUCUAUUUGAAGAUACCAAUCUGUGUGCCAUCCACGCUAAGAGAGUCACCAUCAUGCCCAAAGACAUCCAGCUGGCUCGCCGGAUUCGGGGAGAGCGAGCCUAA